This is a messenger RNA of Pedinophyceae sp. YPF-701, 1338 nucleotides long. NCBI's taxonomy places the organism in Eukaryota, Viridiplantae, Chlorophyta, Pedinophyceae. The record is from the annotation of a GenBank genome assembly.
AUGCCGCGCAAGCAGCGCGCCGCCGAGGCCAAGGCCGCUGUCCAGCGUUCUGGUGACAGCGACGCAUCCUUCCACAGCGUGCCGCAUAGUCAGCAGAGCACCGGAUCUCGCCCAAUCAGCAUCGACCAGGACCAGGGGGCUGUCCUUGCAGCUGCGGUGGCGUCCGCGCGCGACGAUCCGGCGACCGUAUCGUACGUCAAGCCUCUCCUGGAUGGAUUCGCUCCAGGCAGCCCCGCGGAAGCGAUACGGGAGGCCGCAAGAGAGUUCACGAGACAGACCAUGAUCGCCGUUCGAAGCGGUCCGCCGGGCCCGCCCGCGCCCGCGGUGGCAGCGCUACAGAGCACACAGCUCUACGAGCUCAUCGCUCGGUGGGCCGACCACAAGGACUUCGGACACGACCGCUGCCCGAUCAGCGAAGCUAUCUACACCUGGGCUCGCUCCACCGUCCCAGCGCUGCGCCUCCUCGCCAUCCAGGUGUCGCCCAUCCUUGUAGGCGUUUACCUUGUACGGCAAAAGGCCGCCACGCUCGCGCUGCAUCCGCUGCCGGGCCUCGAGGCCGCGCUGAUCGCCCUCUACGAGCUCUCCUCGGAGCGGCGCCCAGUGCCGGACGUGCUCGCCCCCGUGGGGGACGGCACCCGCAUGGACCCGCAGGCAGUGGCCGCGAGCAUGACGGCGGCGUGCCCGCCGCACACCCGCGUGCUGCUCGGUCGCAGCGCCGAGGACGAGGGACACAUGCCGAAGACGUUGCGCGGCGUCCGAGGCUGGCAGCGCGAGCCGCUCGCCGCCGCCGUCCUGCGCCUUUUCGCCGCCAAUCUCGGCCUGAUCGAGGCCGUGGGGCCGCUCGCGGACAGCUGCCGGCGGAUCAGGCUUAUCGUGUCGAUGGGCUGCACGUGGGACGAGUCAGAGGACGCCGGGAAGCCGCAGACCCUGAACUACGCGAGCAGCUUCGCGCACCGUCGCCGGGGGUCGCGCUCGGCGAGCUUCGACCAGGACCAGCUGAUGGACGCGCUGUCGGGAGGGAUGUCUUCGAAGCCGCCCCUCCCGCUGCCGCCCGUGCUGGUGUCGGCGAUGUGCGAGGUCCUGGGUCACCUCGCGCUGCGCCUCGCGCCGUCCCCGCCGGGCUUCGAGCUGGGCAGCUACGAGCUCGUCAAGGACACGCACCUGUCGGACAGCGAGGUGGCGACGCUCCGGGGGGAGUUGAGCGCGGCGGUGGACGCGGUGCUGAUGCGGGCGACGGCGGACGUGGACCCACAGCAGAUGGUGAUGGCGCUGGCGCUGGCGACGCUCACGCGCGCGCUCAGUCAGGAGCACGUGGUGCCGGAGGGGCGCGCGGCGUGA